UUGAAUUGAAGGAUCUUUUAAUUAAUUCAUUUUCUGUCUUACAUUUUCUCUUCUCUCAAUUGUAUUUGAUUUCUCUCUCAUUUUACAGGCCGGUUGGUCGUUCCCCAACGCCAAAAGACACAAUGUCGAACGCCGCAUCUGGAAUGUCUGUGCAUGACGAAUGUAAACUCAAGUUUCUGGAAUUAAAAGCAAAGCGAAACUUCCGUUAUAUCAUCUACAAGAUUGAUGAUCAACAAGUAGUUGUUGACAAGCUCGGGGGCCCUGAUGAAACUUACGAUGAUUUCACCAAUUCUCUCCCAGCUGAUGAAUGCCGCUAUGCUAUCUAUGAUUUUGAUUUCACCACUUCUGAGAAUUGCCAGAAAAGCAAGAUCUUCUUUGUUGCGUGGUCACCGGAUACAUCUAGGGUGAGAAUGAAGAUGGUGUACGCAAGCUCCAAGGAUAGAUUCAAGAGAGAAUUGGAUGGAAUCGGAGCUGAGUUGCAAGCAACUGAUCCCAGUGAGAUGAGUCUCGACGUUGUAAAAUCCCGAGCAAUCUGAAAAUCUUGAAUAACUCAUGCAUAUAAUGUCCAAUAUGCCUCAUUACCAUUCUUAAUAUUUGUCAAAUGAGGCUUGUAUAUUUCUGUUUCCCAUCUACAUAUGUUAUUUAUUAAGUAAUAUAGUACACUCGAUGUCCUUUGAGUGAAUAUACUUUGUUUGUUUGGUUUUGGUAAUAACAAUGUAGCCUAAUUCUGUUUUCUUC
Daucus carota subsp. sativus is the source of this 738-nucleotide messenger RNA. Its product is annotated as actin-depolymerizing factor 7-like. Gene Ontology annotation, molecular function: actin filament binding. Lineage: Eukaryota; Viridiplantae; Streptophyta; Magnoliopsida; Apiales; Apiaceae. Gene Ontology annotation, biological process: actin filament depolymerization. The coding region runs from base 123 to 536 and encodes 137 amino acids. The record is from RefSeq and is a predicted model, not a curated record. The transcript is spliced from 3 exons. Gene Ontology annotation, cellular component: actin cytoskeleton; cytoplasm.